UGAAUACAGUACAUUAAAAGAAUUGUUUAACUAUCACGUCUUUGCAGGCUGUUCUUAAAAACAUUGUGUUUUGACUUUUUAUCCUUAGGCUCACAAAUGAAAAAGAAUGUUCAUCUCAAGCUUCUCAACAAAACCAUGGAGCCAUCUUCUACCUCAUCCUUUCCAAAGACAUAUGAUGUCUUCAUAAGUUCCCGAGGUGGCAGUAGCGGUGGCGACGACAGUAAAUUCGCUUCUGAAUUGGCGAAAGAGUUGUCGAAUAUUGGGCUAAGGACUUAUGAGGGGUUCAAACUUGGAGGUGAUAGUCAGAUUAUGCAGGAAGAGGCAAUAAAAAAUUCAAGGCAUUUCAUUGUUGUUCUAACAAAAGAUUAUGUUACUUCGAUUAGGUGUUUGAGAGAGUUGAGCAGAAUAAUGGAAAGCAGGGGAGAAGAUUAUGAAGAAGUAAUCACAGUGUUUUACAAAGAUCAUCCAUCUUGUUUGGUAAAGGAAUUGGAAGAUUUUGGGAAGAGAUUGGAAGAUCACAAAAAAGAAGUCAAGCAGAAGCUUUUAAUGGAGCUUCCAAGAUGUACUCUGCUUUGGAAAGAUUCAGCGAAUUUGCCAAAAACAAUAUUUGUAGAAGAAAAAAGAUAUCAUCAACAAGUCAAUGAAAUCAUCAACAAAGUCAAAGAAUCUUCCACCAUAGUUGGAAUCUCACCUCAAUUGCAUCAAGUGGAUGACCUCCUUGAUUUAGACUCAAAUGACGUACGUUUUAUUGGAAUAGUUGGAAUGGGUGGUAUUGUCUCAGUGCAAAAGAAACUACUUUUGAGACUCGGUGGGAAACUUGACAAAGUAAUUAAAAAUGAGGAUCAUGGAGCAAAGUUGAUUAAGAAGUGUUUGAGGAACAAAAAGUUUUUGAUUGUUCUUGAUGGGGUUGAUGAAAGAAGACAAAUAAAAAAGUUAGCUAGAAGUCCUGAUUGGUUUAAUCCAGGGAGUCGAAUCAUCGUUACGACUCGAAAUAGAAAUCUUUGUUACAACGUUGAAUUUCUCGAUCACGACGCAUUUGGAGAAGAUCAUGAGCCACCGGAUGAGAAUUUUAGGGAUCUUGCUGAGGAGAUGACAAGUUAUAAUGGAUUAGAUGAUGAUAGCCAACAAAUUUUUCUAGAUUUGGCUUGUUUCUUCAAUAAUGGGAUGAGUGUGGAUAGAGUGAUUGAAAUACUUGAGAGUUUUGGAUAUAAAUCAUCCCACAAGAAAUUACACUUGUUGGCUGAAAGAAAUCUAAUUCAGAUUUCAUAUGACAUGGUACAAAUGCAUACCUUGGUUCGUUGUAUGGGUCGAGGAAAUGUUCGACGUAAGAGGGAAACUCAAACUAGGAUUUGGCUCAGAAAAGAUCUUCGUCGUGUAUAUCACGAAGAAAGUGGAUUAAAACACGUUCAUGGAAUAGUAGUUGUGGACAUGGAGGAUGAAGAAUUAGAAUUGGAGGCCAAGCCAUUUGCAUAUAUGACGGAAUUGAAGUUAUUAGAAAUGAACAAUGUGAAGGUUGAUGGAAAUAUUGAACUUCAACUGUCAAAUAAAUUGCGAUUUCUCAAUUGGAAUGGCUAUCCUUUCAAGCAUUUGCCCUCAAAUUUUGAACCACAAUCUCUACUUGAAUUGCAUUUGCGCAAUAGUAAUCUUAUGCGACUUUGGGAGGGAAAGAAGGAAUUUAUUUGGUUGAAAGAGAUUGAUGUGAGUGGAUCAGAGAAUUUGGAUGAGACUCCUGAUUUUUCAAAUGUUCCAAAUCUCCAAAGAUUGAUAUUAAGGAAUUGUGGAAGAUUGUGUGUGGUUCAUCCUUCCAUCACUACUCUCAAUCAUCUUGUUUUAGUUGAUAUGGCAAACUGUCUCAAUCUCAAAAUCUUUCCAUCUAAACUAAUCACUUGCAAAAGACUCCAAACUUUGAUUCUUUCCAAUUCAGGCCUUGAGUGUUUUCCAGAGAUUGAAAAACCUACCAAAUCUUUAACUGAACUUCACCUUGAUGGUACUCUUAUACAAGACCUUCCUUUGUCAUUUGGACUUCUAACCCACUUGACAUUAUUGAACCUAAGGGAUUGUACUCAGCUUUGCAGUCUUCCAAGAUCGAUUCGUAAAUUGAUAUCGCUUCAAACUCUCAAUUUGAAUGGUUGCAAAAAACUUCACCAAAUUCCUUUCACUUUGGGGGCAAUACAAUCUCUUACCAUGCUUGACAUUGGGGGAACAUCUGUAGACCAAGCACCAUAUGCUAUCACUUCUUUAAUGAAUCUUGAAACUUUAAAUUGCGAAAGGCUAUCAUCAAGAAAUAUUUGGCACUCUUUUAGUGCUUUGUGUGGAAAUGAUGUUCUGCCUCUCAAAGAUCUGAAUCUAAGUGAUUGCAAUCUUGAGGAUGAAGAUAUUCCUGAUGAUAUCAAAUGUUUGUCCUUAUUGGAAAUUCUUGAUCUCAGCAAGAAUUCUUUUGUAAAGCUCAAAGAAAGUCUGACUCAGCUUGUUAACCUCAAGGCAUUGUACUUGAAUGAUUGCAUUAACAUUCAACCACAACUGUUACCAAAGCUUCCUACCACUUUACAAUAUGUGGGAGGACAAAACUCCCAGGACAAUAUCUCACAGAAUGUUGAAGUUGUUAUGGAAGCAAAUCAGCAUCUCAACCAUCAAGUCCUCCAAAGGUGGUCACCAAAAUUGAAAAAGUUUAUGAGAUUGAAGAAGAAGAGAAUAGGUGAUGCACAUUUACUUUUUUCAUCACUUCUAUGA
Molecule: messenger RNA, 2730 nt
Organism: Benincasa hispida (wax gourd)
Lineage: Eukaryota; Viridiplantae; Streptophyta; Magnoliopsida; Cucurbitales; Cucurbitaceae
Source: RefSeq, a predicted model, not a curated record